GAGCUCUAGAGCAUCUGAUAAACAUGUUCCGACUCCUGCUGCUGUUUAUUCUACACCUCCUGAUCGGUAUCUGUAGACUCUGUGUUCUUCAGGAGAUCUCAGCUGAUCUCAGAUCUGUGUCUCCUGGAGAAAUCAUCACCCUGCACUGCAGCAUCUCUACAGAUUAUGAGAUUUCAUGGUUUCAUCAGAACUCUGAGCAGCAGAUGAAGCUGCUGGUCUCUGCUGCACGAGGAAAACUGGAUAAAUCAUUUUCAUACAGUUUUAAUGUAAAUACAGAUCAUUAUGAUAUCAGUGAGAACAGCGGUUCAGUGAGUUUAGUGAUUAAAGGAGUUAAUGAUACAGAUCUGGGACUGUAUCACUGUGGAGGAAGAAACAACUCAUCAUUCCUACAGUUCAGGAAACCAAUCAAACUCACCUUUAAUUCAGAUGAGAUUAAUAAUAAAUCUGAAGUACAGCGUAAUCUGACGGAGCCGGUGAUUAGGGAUAACUCUGCAGGGUGUGGGUUCUCCUGGACUGUGGUUCUGGUUCUGACGUGUAUCUGUGUGAUCUGUGUUCUGAUGAGCAUCCUCUGUAUCUGUGGAUUCUUCUGCAGGAUGAAACACGGAACAACAACGCCGUCUUGCAGCUGCUGCCGCAAAACAAGAGAAAAGGAAGUGGAGUUGCAGUACGCUACGCUGUCUCAUGAAAAACAGCCCAGAUCUGGAACAGCAGUAAAUCCAGCAGCUUCUGCAGAAACUGUGACCUACGCCCGAGUUUCAGCACGACUCAGCGGAAAUUCACACGACUGAAGCACAAAAACUACAUUUAAAGUGUUACUGCUUUGUAAUGGAAGUUAUUUUGUUUUGUUUGCAGUCGGCUAUAAUGCUAAUUUUACUAGCUAGCAGCACUAAAACACCAAACCUGCAGCGUUUUCAAAAGUUUCUAAAAGUGAAUACCGAUUUUUUUGCACUAUAAGGUGCACCAGUUUAUGAGGCAUGCUAUCAGUAAACAUAUAUAUUUUGGUCUAUUUUCAUUCAUAAGGUGCACCAGAGUAUAAGGCACAAUAAGCAACAGUAGUAAGGAACAAGGGUCUC
Molecule: messenger RNA, 1073 nt
Organism: Astyanax mexicanus (Mexican tetra)
Lineage: Eukaryota; Metazoa; Chordata; Actinopteri; Characiformes; Acestrorhamphidae
Exons: 5
Coding region: 24-788 (254 amino acids)
Biological process (GO): response to bacterium
Source: RefSeq, a predicted model, not a curated record